Messenger RNA from Emericellopsis atlantica, 1413 nucleotides. RefSeq lists its product as uncharacterized. The transcript has 3 exons. Lineage: Eukaryota; Fungi; Ascomycota; Sordariomycetes; Hypocreales; Bionectriaceae. Gene Ontology annotation, biological process: endoplasmic reticulum to Golgi vesicle-mediated transport. The record is from RefSeq and is a predicted model, not a curated record. The coding region runs from base 166 to 1062 and encodes 298 amino acids. Gene Ontology annotation, cellular component: trans-Golgi network; membrane.
CGUGGAAGGACCGCGACGACAAUAACGUCAGCUCUCUGAUCAUCACCAUUGACCUCACCUAUCGACCAUAGAGCGCAACAACUCUCGUGCCUUUCUUCGACGUCAAUUUUCGGCCGCAGCAAUUUCGAAUACACAUCUCGAUCCCAACGCACCCGGUCUGUCGCGAUGUCUGCCUCAAGCGCAAGGGAUGCCUACCACAAUCCCAGUCUGGAAGACGACGACUUGAUUGAUCCUGAUGACGCUGAUCUGAACGAUUUUGACGAUCCCCUCGGCCAGCAAUCAUCCCGACAGCCACUGGCGGGCAACAUUGGGUCCGGCGGCUCCUCGUCGCGUCCCUUGAACGAGGGCUACUUGACCUCCCGCAUCCCCGGCGAGGACCGCAGCGCGCCGCAGAACACCAUUGACGAAACGGUAUGGGAGACUCUUCGUCGCGACCUGCUGGCCGUCUGGGCCAAGCUGCGCGAGGUGCUCUACCCCAAGUACCUCCUCGGCGGCACCAUGUUCGACUCGGACGGCGGCCUGCGCGGCGCAUACUCCAACAUACGAGGCGCGGGCAUCACCGGCACGCGCGAGGAGCUCACUGGCCUGGCGAGCCGGGUGAUGGACCCAGAGGCCCUGCUGCAAAGCAACAUGACGCCCGGCCUGCGCGACUGGGAUCUUUGGGGCCCGCUCAUCUUCUGCUUGCUGCUGAGCCUGCUGCUGAGCAUGCCGCACCAUGAGCAGAGGGAUGAGGUCUUCAGCGGCGUGUUUGCCAUGGUUUGGCUGGGAGAGGCUAUUGUCACCUUGCAGAUCAAGCUCUUGGGCGGAAACAUCUCGUUUGCGCAGAGCGUCUGCAUCAUCGGCUAUACACUGUUCCCCCUCGUCCUCGCCGCGCUCAUGUCGGCUCUGGGGCUGCACUGGAUCGCAAGGAUACCUGUCUACAUUGUGCUCAUCGGCUGGUCUUUGGCCGCCGGUGUGAGCAUUCUGGGCGGCAGCGGCGUCGUCAAGAACCGUGUCGCCAUCGCCAUCUACCCUCUCUUUGUUUUCUACCUGGGUCUUGGCUGCCUCUGCUUCAUUAGCUAAGCGGCCAUCCCGUAACGUCGGCGUUGUAUGAGAUGAACUCGCGGUCAUGUAACCAGUAGAGCUAGAGGCGUUCAUGCUGGCAUCUUGAUGAUUUGUAUUCUUACGAAAUAGCAAUAUGGAUACAGUGAUAAUCCGUCGCCGUGUGAGCGCUGAUCUAUCGUGGCCUUCUACGGUCUUAUCUACGUACCUUAGUCAGGGCCGACGAUAUCGGCGCCUCGUGGUAGCCCAAAAGGGUUAAGGCUAAACAGCGUGUCAUGGUCCCCACUAUCUAUCAGCGGUCACGGCGCCCUGCGAUGUCAAAAAAAUGACGGCAGCCAAUCACGGCAAGGCCUUUUUAGUCUUACUAGCUUU